GCACCGCUGGCAGGCGGGGUAGCUGCUCACUGGCGCUCGGGAGCCAUGGUUGUGGGGUCGGCGAGGACCUGGGCUGUGCUCAGCCCGCUUCUUUGGGGCUGCGGGCUGGCGCUGCAGGGCGGGAUGCUGUACCCCCAGGAGAGCGAGUCGCGGGAGCGCAAGGAGCUCAACGGCCUCUGGAGCUUCCGCGCCGACCUCUCCGACAAUCGGCGCCAGGGCUUCGAGCAGCAGUGGUACAGCGCGCCGCUGCGCGAGUCCGGCCCUACCCUGGACAUGCCUGUUCCCUCCAGCUUCAAUGACGUGGGUCAGGAUCAGCAGCUACGCGGAUUUGUCGGCUGGGUGUGGUACGAACGGGAGGCGACCCUGCCCCAGCGAUGGACCCAGGACCUGGACACAAGAGUGGUGCUGAGAAUUGGCAGCGCCCACUACUAUGCCAUUGUGUGGGUGAAUGGGGUCCAUGUGGCAGAGCACGAGGGGGGCCAUCUUCCGUUCGAGGCUGACAUCAGCAAGCUGGUCCAGAGUGGGCCCCUGUCCUCCUGCCGCAUUACCAUCGCCAUCAACAACACACUGACCCCCCAUACCCUGCCACCAGGGAACAUCAUCUACAAGACGGAUACCUCCAAGUACCCUAAGGGUUACUUCGUCCAGAACACAAACUUUGACUUCUUCAACUACGCGGGACUGCAUCGGCCUGUGCUCCUCUACACGACGCCCACCACCUACAUUGAUGACAUCACCGUCACCACCAACGUGGACCAAGACACCGGGCUGGUGUAUUACCAGAUUUUCAUCCAGGGCAGUGACCACUUCCAGCUAGAAGUGUAUCUUCUAGAUGAGGAAGGCAAAGUCGUAGCCCAGGGGACUGGAGGACAGGGCCAGCUGCGGGUGCCCGGUGCCCACCUUUGGUGGCCAUACCUGAUGCAUGAACACCCUGCCUACCUGUACUCGUUGAAGGUGAAGCUGACUGCACAGACGGCAGCUGGGCCUGUGUCUGACUUCUACACUUUGCCCGUGGGGAUUCGCACUGUGGCUGUCACAAAGAACCAGUUCCUCAUUAACGGGAAACCUUUCUAUUUCCAUGGGGUCAACAAACAUGAGGAUGCCGACAUCCGAGGGAAGGGCUUUGACUGGCCACUGCUGGUGAAGGACUUCAACCUGCUUCUGUGGCUUGGUGCCAAUGCCUUCCGUACCAGCCACUACCCCUACGCGGAGGAGGUGAUGCAGCUCUGUGACCAGUAUGGGAUUGUGGUCAUCGAUGAGAGCCCUGGUGUGGGCAUCAAGCUGAUCGAGAGCUACAGCAAUGUAUCUCUGCAGCACCAUCUGGAGGUGAUGGAGGAGCUGGUACAGAGGGACAAGAAUCACCCAGCUGUUGUCAUGUGGUCUGUAGCCAAUGAACCCAGUUCCUUCCUGCAACCUGCAGGUUACUACUUCAAGAUGCUGAUCGCCCACACAAAAGCCUUGGACCCCACCCGGCCUGUGACCUUUGUGUCCAACUCCGACUUUGACGCAGACCUGGGGGCGCCAUACGUGGACGUCAUCUGUGUCAAUAGUUACUUCUCCUGGUAUCACGACUACGGGCACCUGGAGGUGAUUCCGCUGCAGCUGGCCACCCACCUUGAGGACUGGUACAGGACCUAUCAGAAGCCAAUUAUUCAGAGCGAGUAUGGAGCAGACUCCAUUGCAGCAUUUCACCACGACCCGCCGCUGAUGUUCAGUGAAGAGUACCAGAAAAGUCUGCUGGAACAGUAUCACUUGGUUCUGGAUCAAAAACGCAAAGAAUAUGUGGUUGGAGAGCUCAUCUGGAACUUUGCUGAUUUUAUGACUGACCAGUCACCACUGAGAGUCUUAGGGAAUAAAAAGGGGAUCUUCACUCACCAGAGACAACCAAAAAGUACAGCAUUCCUUUUGCGAGAGAGGUACUGGAAACUCGCCAAUGAAACCAGGUACCAGCCCUCAGCUGCGAAGUCACUAUGUGGGAAACAGCCUGUUUACUAAAGCAAGACCUACCUCUUCACUGACACCAGCUGCCAGCCCAUCCUUCCCAAGUGCGGCCCGACUUCUACAGCAGAGAGUGCCUCCUGGACUGUGGGCGACAGACCAGAAAGUUUCCGCUCUGGAUUUUGUAGUAAUUUGCUAGAAGAGAAUAUUAGAGGUGAAAAUAAAGGCUUUUGCAGUAUGGGAAUUAAGAGCUGGCUCAAAAGUGACGACCCCCAAAUUGAAUGAUCUGUACUGCUGGAGAACAUCUGAAAUUACUUUUAUGUGUCAAGCUGUUUACAUAGCCUUAACCGUGUAUGGCUUCUGAGAAACUUUUGCCUCAGCACUCACACCACGCUCAGAGUGGCUGAGUACAGAUGGUGUAUGUCCACAGGAAUAGCCUUGCAGCCUAGGGCCACCCUCAGGAGCCAAACCAGGCCAGCCCUGACCGAGUGAGAGCGAGACUCAACAGGUGAGACAAAGGCCCAACAAAUUUACAGGAAGCGACGUGCUGGGAUGACGACCCAGGUCUGAGCACUGGUUUCCACAGUCAAGGGGUGAGCGGUGUCUGAACUGGGGAGGAGCCCAGAGGGUACCAGUUCUUCCAGGGCGUUGUUCCAUCCUCAGCCAGAGUCUCAUCUGCACAGAAGUGGAGGUGGGCCUAAAAGCCCUUUGACCUUGUUGUAACUGAUUCCACUGAUGGCGAGGAGACCUCUUUAAUUAGUCUGGGCCUGUGGACAAGUACAGCUGACCCUUGACCACCACAGGUUUGAACUGCACGAGUCCACUUUAUAUCGAUCGACCCGGCAGUUCCAACCCGUGUUGCCCAAGGGUCGGCUCCACACUCAGGAUCGCACACGCAGGGAGGGGCUGACUGCAGUUAGAUGAGGAUCUCCCACAGCGCGGGAGGUUGGCACCCCAAACCGAGUUGUUCACGGGUUGACUGUAUUCCCAGCUCCCAAAGGGUGGUCUUUCUUUACGGAAUCAUUUCUCCUCUUCACAGACUCCAUUGCAGCAAGUAAGGGACAUUAUUCCUAAAAUCUCAAUAUUUGCCUAUCCCAAUUUAAGGCUGAAUGCUUUGGAAAAAUACUAAUUGGUCCAAUCAAAUGGAUGACUGUGAACCCAUACAGUUCUUAAUGCAUACCUCGGUUCACUGCCCUUGUGUUGACUGCGUGUGGGAACACACGCCCCGUUAGCCUCCCCUUCCAGGUGCCAGGGCAGAGACAGUGAGGGCCAGUGGACCUCACUCUAGGGGCCAUCUUUAGACCUCUUUUCAGAAAUGGGAGUAGUCAAUUCAAAUCAUUAAGGAUUCUAGGGGUUACAUAUUUCUAUUUGCCACUAAAUUUCCUUACAUCAUUUUGUGUUUUGGUUCAGUGUCAAAUAAUAAUAUGUAAAAAAAACUCUUUACUUGGCAAACAUUAAAAAGUACACAUAGCAGAUACACUGUUUUACAAAUUAGGGGUAAGGCCCAUUUCCUGAUUUUUAUAAAUACCGUAGAAUGGAGUUUGUAGCUUUAUUGGACAUUGACUUUUUUCCUGUCAGCCAUACUACAUAUUUAAACUUCAAUAAAUGUUCAUCUAUAAAGCACAUUUCCUACCAUUGUUAUCAGAAUACCUACAAACAAGCACUGUCCUCACCUUCCACCCGCGGGCCUUGCGUUUGCUGCCCUGCUGCCGGACGGGCCCAUCAGGUCUCACCCUCUGGAUUUUUAAUUCAACCCAAGCAAUCAAUGUAACCAAGUGUCUCUGGAAUUAGAGAUUGUUUUUUUGCACAUGGGUCGUUUUCCACACAGUAAUACCCACUAUAAAAAAGCCUCUUCUCGUAUUCUAUGUUUUAACUUCCAGAGUUUGCCACUAAACAGUAGUACUUGGGAAUCACAGCUGAGGAGUAUGUCACUCUAUUACUACAAUGUUUUACAUUUUUAAAAAUGGAUUGACUUAAAAAAAUUUUUAAGUUAAUUCUGAUAAUAAAAUAGUUAAUAACCAAUUUGCUUGUUUUUUAAAAUAGAACAGUCUAUUCAAUUUAACAUGUAAAUACAAUCUCAGUGCUACUAGAGACCGAUUAGUCUUUUUAAAGACCCACAAACCUCAAGCUGAGAGGGAGUGUCCUGGUCUCACCUCUGAAGAAUGAUGGAGAGAUGGUCAGCUCUGUGAUCUUCCUUUCCCCAAAUAUUCGUACACACCCUGGUAAGAAUGAUGGCUCUGGGAAUUUCAGGGGUGACCUCCCCCGGGACUGCUCAGACGAGGACAAGAGGCUGAUUCACACGAAGCUGUAUUCUCUGAUACACGGUGCAAGAAAUAUCUACCCACUUACGGCAGGAGGGUCAGGAUCCCCAGCACAGUGCCUGGCUGGUAGAAAGUGUUUACUAGCAAGUGAAGCAUGGCUGCUUUGUGAGCCUGGUGUUGCGCCCUUUUGUAUCAAAGGAAUAAAAAAUAACAAACCUGGUA
Artibeus jamaicensis (Jamaican fruit-eating bat) is the source of this 4421-nucleotide messenger RNA. RefSeq names its product glucuronidase beta (gene GUSB). Gene Ontology annotation, biological process: glucuronoside catabolic process; carbohydrate metabolic process. The record is from RefSeq and is a predicted model, not a curated record. The transcript has 12 exons. Bases 46 to 1995 code for a protein of 649 amino acids. Gene Ontology annotation, molecular function: signaling receptor binding; carbohydrate binding; beta-glucuronidase activity. NCBI's taxonomy places the organism in Eukaryota, Metazoa, Chordata, Mammalia, Chiroptera, Phyllostomidae.